This is a messenger RNA of Brassica napus (rape), 3144 nucleotides long. Its product is annotated as berberine bridge enzyme-like 4. The record is from RefSeq and is a predicted model, not a curated record. Bases 1422 to 3002 code for a protein of 526 amino acids. The transcript has a single exon. NCBI's taxonomy places the organism in Eukaryota, Viridiplantae, Streptophyta, Magnoliopsida, Brassicales, Brassicaceae. Gene Ontology annotation, molecular function: FAD binding; oxidoreductase activity.
UUUUUUAGAUUAAUAAAAUUGAUUUAUAUGUUUGCACCAAUUUAAUUAUAUAUUUAAUAGUUACUGACUUUUAAUUAUUUAAUAUAUAUUUAUUAUUUCAUAAUAUGUAAAAAUACUUAAUACAUAAAAUAAUUUAUAUAUAUAAUGUUGAUCUUGCGCGGGUCUUAACCUAGUACAGAUUAUAAGGCUAAACUACUAAACACAAUCGCUAACGUAUAGGAUUAGGAACGUAUUUAUCUUAAGUAACAAUCCACAAUUGUUAACUAAUUAGUGUGACACUGUUUUUGUAGGAACGUAAGUUUCUUCUGUAUCCCAUGUCUGGAUUCUUAUUACUAAUUAGACACUUUUCAAUAGUUUAAAAUGUCAUUUAUCUAGGAUCACAAUUUAAACAUAACAUUUAAUCAUGUGUUAUAUUAUUACCUCUGUUUUCCUCACAGCUCAAAUUUAAAAACUCACACCUUACUAGUAAAUGUUGAAGUACACCAUUCAAUUUUAAUUGUUUUAACAUUUACUAAAAAUAUUGAAGUACACAAUUAAAAUUAGAUGGUGUACUUCAACAUUCCUAGUAAGUAAAUGAAAAAAUUAAAAAAUCUCAUUAAGGUAAUUAUGAAAACAAAAUUAUACUAUAUAUUAUCUAUGUUCACAGACAACAUAAUAAUUAGUCGUGUGUCCAAACAAUAUUUAAAAUAUUUAAAAUGUGGUUUAUUUUUCUAAACCAACCUAUAAUUGAUAAAUAAUUUUUUUAACGAUUUUGUUAAAAAAACAUUUUUACUUAAGGUUUUAUUCCCAUGAAUAUUUAUCAAACACAAAACAAAGUUGAACAAAUAAAAUUAUCAUUUCGAUUAUAAACUAGCAAACGAUUAAUAAUUUUGUCAACUAAAAUAAUUUUGUCAACUAAAAUAAUUUUGUGUUUUGAAAACGAAGAUCUAGUAUUGAUUAUAACAAAUAUUGUACAUGUUCAUGGACUAACUACUGAACAUUAGUCUCAUCUCAUGUUACGUUUCCACUAAAAACUCGAGUAUGUACAAUAGGUUUCCAGUUUAUCAUAAUUGGAUGUAAUAUUUGUUAUUGACCAGACCCUAAAGAAGUAUCGUAAUAAAUAUGUGGAAGUAGAAUAGAAAAGUGCAAAUAAAUGUAAUUCAAGCGGUUUUCUUGACCACGAGAGUCCUCCAAUAACUUGAUUACCAUGUUUUAUGUUAUUUGUGUUGAAGAAAAAAAAUAUCUUAAGUUAUUCAAUACAAAACCUUCCUUUUUGAGAAAGAAUUCAAAGUAACCUUAAUGACAGAAAGUGAAUUUUAAAUGAAAUGUAUGAACAGUUUUCUUUUUGUAAACGUGUUCUCUAAAGAAAAAAAUCUAUAAAUUAAGAUCCAGCCGUAAGAAAGUUUCAUAAAGCACAAAACCAAAACAAACAAAGGAUCCAAAUGAAAGAAGCACUUUCUGUUUUGUGUCUCGCUCUUCUUGUUUCGGUUUCCGAAGCAGCAGUCACGAAACCAGGUAUUGGAGAAUUCCUCGGAUGUCUUCGUUCAUGGCCUAGUCCCGAAUCUCCAAUCACCGAUGAUAUCUUCACUGCCGAUAACACCACCACCUUCUUGUCUUCUUACUUGUCCUACACGAAAAACACGAGGUUCGCGAGCCCUAACUACCAAACACUGAUGGCCAUCGUCACGGCAAAACACGUAUCCCACAUCCAGGCCACGGUGGUAUGCGCAAAGUCCAACGGUGUCCAGAUACGUAUCCGAAGCGGAGGCCAUGACUACGAGGGGCUAUCAUACAUCUCCUCAGUCCCAUUCGUCAUUCUCGAUAUGUUCAAUCUCAGGUCUAUAACCGUUGACGUGCCAAGCAAGCAAGCUUGGGUUCAAGCUGGUGCCACAUUGGGAGAGCUCUACACAAAGAUCAGCGACGCAAGCGAAACGUUAGCGUUUCCUGCUGGCGUUUGCUCUACCGUAGGAGCUGGAGGACACAUAAGCGGUGGAGGAUACGGGAACCUCAUGAGAAAAUACGGACUCACGGUGGACCAUGUCGUUGAUGCACUUAUAGUUGAUGUUAAUGGCAAGCUCUUGAAUAGAUCUACCAUGGGAGAAGAUCUCUUCUGGGCGAUUCGAGGUGGUGGUGGUGGGAGUUUCGGAGUCAUCCUCUCUUGGAAAAUAAACCUAGUCGAUGUUCCAGAGAUCUUGACGGUGUUUAGGGUUAACAAAACAUUGGAACAAGGUGGAAUCGAUGUUCUCUACAAGUGGCAGCUUGUCUCAUCCAAACUCCUUGAUGGACUUUUCCUCAGAGCAGUGUCUCAGGUCGUAAACAGAACCAUCGCGGUUGUGUUCUAUGCGCAGUUCUUGGGUCGAGCCAAUGAGCUUGUGGCGAUAAUGAACCAAAGCUUACCUGAACUAGGGCUAAAACGCCAAGAUUGUUUAGAGAUGAGUUGGCUUAACACAACGUUGUUUUGGGAAGACUUACCUGUCGGUACACCGACAAGCGUUCUUUUAGAUAGACCGUCUAAACCGGAAAAGUUCUUCAAGAGCAAAUCGGAUUAUGUCAAGAAACCAAUCCCUAAAGAAGGAAUCAAGAAGCUUUGGGAAGCAUUGUUGGAGUUCAACAAUAAUAAUAUUGUGUAUAUGCAAUGGAACCCUUACGGUGGCGUGAUGGACAAGGUUCCGGCGGCCGCCACCCCGUUUCCUCAUCGGAAAGGAAACUUGUUCGAGGUUCAGUAUUAUACGUCGUGGUUGGACGCAAACGCCACAAGGGGUAGCUUGGAUAUGAUGAAGAAGUUGUACGAGGUUGCGGAACCGUGUGUAUCAAGUAACCCGAGAGAGGCGUUUUUGAAUUACAGAGACAUUGAUAUUGGAAGCAAUCCGAGUAAUGAAACAAACGUUGAUGAAGCUGAGAUCUAUGGUUCGAAGUAUUUCGUGGGGAAUUUAAAGAGGUUGAUGGAAGUUAAAGCCAAGUAUGAUCCUGAGAACUUUUUCAAGAACGAGCAGAGUAUUCCUCCUGCUCGUGUGAAGCAGUAGUGUUGCUAUUUUUUUGUAAUAAGUUAUGUGGACAUGUGUUAUAGACUUUAUAUUAGCUGUAUUGUUUUCGUUGCUGUCCCAUAAUUUGCAUUAUGAUCAUUUUGUUAUAUUUAGUCAUUACUAAAUAAAGACUUUCAUCGAA